AUGCCGUCGUACUUUUACCACCUGACUUUCGAACUCUACCCGACCUCUGAUCCUACGGAUAGAGGAGCUUCUAAAUCAUCUCCUACCGAGGGCAUCUGGCUACCCCCCCGCGCCACGAACAUCUUCGACGAUCUCCCCUCACAUCCUCACCGAGAAACAUCUACUCCCGUUUCGCGUCCCUAUUCCGCCGCACUCGCUACGGCACCACCACAUAAUCCACCAAGCAGCUCCUCUGCGAACCCCUCGCCGGGUGUUAUCGAUUGCGGGGCUGCUAGGAAGCCGCAGCAGGAAGACAAUCGAAAGAUCGAGAUUAUACCGGAGAGGCAGUGGCGAGAGCGGACCAAGAGUCUUCCACCGCCGCCAUCUUCUGCAGCUAUUGGUCCGCGGACUGCAGUGAGAGACUGGAGGUUUGGUCGCGUGAGAAUCGAGAGCAUCGAUUUUGAGCACAAGGACAGCAAGGAAGAACCCUCAACGAUGGGCGAUGCAGGUCCCAGUGCGGCUGGGGGUGCGGCAGAGAAUCCUAACGCCGCUGCGUUUGCGGCGCUGGAGCUUGGGCCGACACUUGGGGGUGAUGGAUCCUCUACGAGAGCGGAGUUUGUCUCCAUCCCAACGAAAAAUACAGAGGUUGGCUGGGGAGUUGUGCACUUUUACCGCGGUGAGGAGAUGCCGGCUGCGCGUUUGGAUCCUGCUGUUGGUUCCUCGGAUGGACUGAAUGAGGAUGAGUGCACGACGCUCUGCAUUCCGGCAGUUCCUAGCUACAUUCUCCCGGCGGAAUUCCUUGGGUUUGUUGGAGAGAAGUGGAGGUCCGAUGUUACCCAUUUCCGCAUGGUCAUGACAUCUCGCAUGAGUCGGUACCUGGUUCUAUUGAAGUUCCGCGAUAGCAACAAGGCCAAGGAGUGGCAGAAGGAGUUCAACGGAAAGGUGUUUAAUUCUAUGGUGCUUCGAGACUCCGACGAGGCCUCGGGAAGCAGAGCAGAGUCAAUCACGGGCACCAAUGGCAUCAUACACCCUCAAGCCUUUCCCACCGCCGACUCCCAACCUUAUCGAACUCCCAACAUGCCCCACCUAUGGAUUUGCCUCAUCUGCGGACACGUCGGAUGCGGAAGAUAUAAGGGCGGGCAUGCCAAGGAACACUGGAAGGAGACGGCACACAGCUUCUCGUUGGAGAUUGAGACACAGCACGUGUGGGACUAUGCGGGAGAUACCUGGGUUCACCGCCUCAUCCGGGCCAAGGGAGACGGCAAGGUCGUCGAGCUCCCGAGCCAUACUAGGGGAGACUUCUCGGGGGACGAUGAUCUUGUGCCGCGGGCCAAGGUCGAGGCCAUGGGGCUGGAGUAUACACACCUCUUGACCAGCCAGCUCGAAUCCCAGCGAGUCUAUUUCGAAGAAAAGAUAGCACAGGCAGCGGACAAGGCACACAAGGCAGCUCUCAUGGCGGAAAAGGCAGUGUCAGACGCGACCUCAGCAAUCGAGAAGUUGCGAGUCGUAGAAGACAAGUACGCCGAGCUCCGGAACGAAAUAGUGCCGAAUCUCGAAAAGGAUCUCGCGCGGGAGAAGGCGCGUUCUACGAAAGCGCAGGACCUGGCCAGGAAGCUCGGCAAGGAGCUGCAGGAGGAGAGGCAGAUGAGUAAAGGCCUAGCAGACCGUGUGGAACAUAUGAAGAAGGAGGAGCACGCGCAUCAGGAGCGGCUUAAGGAGCUCGAAGAGAUGAAGGAAACCAACCGCGACUUGAGUAUGUUCAUAUCGGGGCAAACUAGGUUGAAAGAGUUAGAGGCUUCGGGUCAGCUGCUUAGUGGCGAGCUGGCGGAGGGUACGGCGACGGUUGGCAGUAGUAGCCGGAGGAGGAAGGGCAAGAAGUGA
Molecule: messenger RNA, 1860 nt
Organism: Scedosporium apiospermum
Lineage: Eukaryota; Fungi; Ascomycota; Sordariomycetes; Microascales; Microascaceae
Product: RING finger protein
Exons: 3
Coding region: 1-1860 (619 amino acids)
Biological process (GO): Ras protein signal transduction; protein ubiquitination
Cellular component (GO): cytoplasm
Molecular function (GO): zinc ion binding; ubiquitin protein ligase activity
Source: RefSeq, a predicted model, not a curated record